AUCUAGCAGUCCAUACCACGUAUUAUUAUUAUUAGGUAUUGUUUGUCUCCAACCCCCCGACCGCGUUAUUGGCCUGCCCGGCAUAUUCGAAGCGUGACGUGAAUCAUAUUUCCCGUCACGUCAGGUUCAGGUUAAUCUCGUGGAAGCAGAGGGACAAGAAGCAGAAAGCAGAGAAGAAAGCUGCAGAGAGAGAGAAGAGGAGAGGAGCUCCUGCCUGCCUGCCUGCCUGCCUGUGUGCCCGCCUUAGUUCUACGCCGGCACUCUCCGCACGCCUUUCAAUUUUCCCUCGUCUCUCUCUAAGCUGUCCUUCUCCACCCCACCACCCUCCACCACUACUGACACCCACCACCACACGAGCGACUCUUUGCGCUCACCACCCACCGCCAUGUCGUCCGAACCCAAGGCCGGCGAGGCCGAGAAGAACAUCGAGAUGUGGAAGGUCAAGAAGCUGAUCAAACGCCUGGAACAAGCACGCGGCAACGGCACAAGCAUGAUCAGCUUGAUCAUCCCGCCCAAAGAUCAGGUCUCGCGAGCUGCAAAGAUGUUGGCCGAAGAGUUUGGUACCGCCAGCAACAUCAAGUCUCGCGUCAACCGACUGUCCGUUCUUUCCGCCAUCACAUCGACCCAGCAGCGCCUGAAGCUAUACUCGAAGGUGCCACCGAAUGGCCUGGUGGUCUACUGCGGUGAAAUCAUCACGAGCGAGGGAAAAGAGCGAAAGAUCAAUAUCGACUUUGAGCCGUUCAAGCCCAUCAAUACGUCCUUGUAUCUGUGUGACAACAAAUUCCACACGGAAGCUCUUAGCGAGUUGCUCGAAUCCGAUCAGAAGUUCGGCUUCAUCAUCAUGGACGGAAACGGAGCUCUCUUUGGCACGCUUGCUGGCAACACGAGGGAUAUCGUGCACAAGUUCUCGGUCGAUCUACCCAAGAAGCACGGUCGUGGAGGACAGUCUGCCCUGCGUUUCGCCCGUCUGCGUGAGGAGAAGCGUCACAACUAUGUCCGUAAGGUCGCCGAAUUGGCAGUGCAGAACUUCAUCACCAACGACAAGGUCAACGUUGCUGGUAUCGUUCUUGCUGGUUCUGCUGACUUCAAGAAUGACUUGAACCAGUCCGAUCUUUUCGACGGACGUCUCCAAACCAAGGUCAUCAAGGUGGUCGAUGUUUCCUAUGGUGGUGAGAACGGUUUCAACCAAGCCAUCGAGCUCGCUGCAGACACUCUUUCCAACGUCAAAUUCAUCCAGGAAAAGAAGCUCAUUAACGCAUACUUUGACCAAAUCAGUCAAGAUACUGGCAAAGUCUGCUACGGUAUUGGCGACACUCUCAAGGCUUUGGAAGCAGGUGCAGCUGAGACCCUGAUUGUCUUUGAGAAUCUGGAGAUGACACGCUGGACUCUCAAGAGCAGCGAAGGCGCCGAGGUCAUCCUGCACACUACCAAGGAACAAGAAAAGGACCGAAGCAACUUCAUGGACAAGGACACUGGCCAAGAAAUGGAAGUCGUUGAUCAGAUGCCAUUCCUGGAGUGGCUUGCCGAAAAGUACCGUGACUUUGGUGCUCAGCUCGAGUUUGUGUCUGAUCGCUCUUCGGAAGGUAACCAGUUCGUCCGUGGAUUUGGUGGAAUUGGAGCCAUCUUGCGAUAUGCGCUCAACUUUGAGCAACUCAAUGCCGAUGAGGAUGAAGACGAGUUCUACGAUGAUUGACCCAUUGAAGACCUCGCAGCGGGCGAGGCCUCACGAACUACCAUGGCCGAGAUGAGUGGCGGAGCUUCCGCCGAGCAGCCAGAGGCGGCUGCAACUGCUACUGCUCCAGCAGUUCCCAAAGGAGCAGACCCCAAACCGUCCUUCGCGAAGAAGGUACUAGCCAAGCAGGCCGCCACCGCGAACAAGAAUCACGGGCACAGACCACAGAACUCCACGCCACUGCGUUCGAGCAUAACAGCUUAAGCCAGGCCAAGCUGUGGGAGAAGAAGACGUUGGUUCUGGAUGUUGCCAGCCCCGUGUUCUACAGAAGUGAUAGAGAAGAGGUGAUAGCACUGUCAAGACGAGUAUCACCAAAAGGGUAGCUUUUGGGUUCGCUUUGGCUUUAGCUUUAGAAUUUCCAUUUACGAGUCUUUAGUCUGUCGAACCCAAUACAGUCUUUUCCUCG
Molecule: messenger RNA, 2138 nt
Organism: Sphaerulina musiva SO2202
Lineage: Eukaryota; Fungi; Ascomycota; Dothideomycetes; Mycosphaerellales; Mycosphaerellaceae
Product: peptide chain release factor eRF/aRF subunit 1
Exons: 2
Coding region: 386-1693 (435 amino acids)
Biological process (GO): cytoplasmic translational termination
Cellular component (GO): translation release factor complex; cytosol
Molecular function (GO): translation release factor activity, codon specific; sequence-specific mRNA binding
Source: RefSeq, a predicted model, not a curated record